AUGGGCGCCUAUCUCUAUGGGCGCCUAUCUCUAUGGGUGCCUAUCUCUUUGGGCGCCUAUCUCUAUGGGCGCCUAUCUCUAGGGGUGCCUAUCUCUAGGGGCGCCUAUCUCUAUGGGCGCCUAUCUCUAUGGGCGCCUAUCUCUACGGGCGCCUAUCUCUAUGGGCGCCUAUCUCUAGGGGCGCCUAUCUCUAUGGGCGCCUAUCUCUAUUGGCGCCUAUCUCUAUGGGUGCCUAUCUCUUUGGGCGCCUAUCUCUAUGGGCGCCUAUCUCUAGGGGGGCGCCUAUCUCUAUGGGCGCCUAUCUUUAGCGGCGCCUAUCUCUAUAGGCGCCUAUCUCUAGGGGCGCUUAUCUCUAUGUGCGCCUAUCUAUAUGGGCGCCCCCCUUUAGGGGCGCCAAUCUCUAGAGGCGCCUAUCUCUUUGGGCGCCAAUCUCUAUGGGCGCCUAUCUCUAUGGGCGCCUAUCUCUAUGGGCGCCUAUCUCUAGGGGCGCCUAUCUCUAUGGGCGCCUAUCUCUAUGGGCGCCUAUCUCUAUGGGCGCCUAUCUCUACGGGCGCCUAUCUCUAUGGGCGCCUAUCUCUAGGGGCGCCUAUCUCUAAUGGCGCCUAUCUCUAUGGGCGCCUAUCUCUAGGGGCGCCUAUCUCUAUGGGCGGUCGCCUAUCUCUAGGGGCGCCUAUCUCUAUGGGCGCCUAUCUCUAUGGGCGCAUAUCUCUAUGGGCGCCUAUCUCUACGAGCGCCUAUCUCUAUGGGCGCCUAUCUCUAGGGGCGCCUAUCUCUAGUGGCGCCUAUCUCUAUGGGCGCCUAUCUCUAGGGGCGCCUAUCUCUAUGGGCGCCUAUCUCUAUGGGCGCCUAUCUCUAUGGGCGCCUAUCUCUUUGGGGGCGCCAAUCUCUAGAGGCGCCUAUCUCUUUGGGCGCCAAUCUCUAUGGGCGCCUAUCUCUAUGGGUGCCUAUCUCUAUGGGCGCCUAUCUCUAGGGGCGCCUAUCUUUAUGGGCGCCUAUCUCUAUGGGCGCCUAUCUCUAUGGGCGCCUAUCUCUACGGGCGCCUAUCUCUAUGGGCGCCUAUCUCUAGGGGCACCUAUCUCUAGUGGCGCCUAUCUCUAUGGGCGCCUAUCUCUAGGGGCGCCUAUCUCUAUGGGCGCCUAUCUCUAUGGGCGCCUAUCUCUAGGGGCGCCUAUCUCUAUGGGCGCCUAUCUCUAUGGGCGCCUAUCUCUAGGGGCGCCUAUCUCUAUGGGCGCCUAUUUUUAG
Molecule: messenger RNA, 1242 nt
Organism: Closterium sp. NIES-65
Lineage: Eukaryota; Viridiplantae; Streptophyta; Zygnematophyceae; Desmidiales; Closteriaceae
Source: the annotation of a GenBank genome assembly